UCUCUCCCUCUGUCUCUCUGUGCACCAAACGAAACAGUUGAAGACCUAUCGACCAAAAAUCUUCUUCCCAUCCAUCCUCAUACGAGCUAAGCAAUGCCGCCAUUGGAGCGGACCCCAGCCAGCCGUAAAGCUUCUCCUCUGAUCGUCCCCUCUCUUUCCGUCUCCUAGUGGUUUGAUUCCAACCCUGGGUUGACCCUCUCCAUCGGUGCAGCUGCCGCUGUUGAAUCCUCCGCACGCCUUGCAGUACGAAAAUCCCGGUUGCGCUUUCGCAGCUGGUUAAUCGCGAAGGAAGGGAAAAGGGAUGCAGGACUAGUCUGAGAAACCAUGUACGGGGCUCUUCGUCUCCGGUUGCCGCCUGUUAUUCGAGUGUUUUGAUCCGGAAUCGCUGAGAGAUUAGAUGCUUCAGCUCCCAGUGGAUUGAUUUUGUCCUGGGGUUGUCACCAUAAACCUUAGUUCAUGGAUUGGGUGCUGGAGUCUUCAGCUGUCGGUCGUCCUGCAUUCAUCUAUGGCUCCAAGUUGCCAUCUUCGGUAGUUUCCAAUCGAAAUUUGAGAUGGCAGCCCGGUAUUUCUCGGAGAAUUCGUCCACUAAGUACGCAGUUCUCCAGAAUGCACACAUCUGUGGGCUAUUCCACUCCUGGACUGCCAAAAAACUUAGCUUUUGGAAAUUCGGUCCCGUUGAGAUCAGUGGUUGUGAGAAGUAGCGUUAAUUCUGAUGCUGCGGAAGGGAAUUUCGGUUUCAUGAGACUUUUGGUGAGGCGCGGAGUUAUUUUGGCGGCAUUGGUCUGUGGAAUUAUGGUCGUCGGGUGUAGAAGAGUGUUUGCGGUGGAGAGCGUAGUCAACACAGGUUAUGGUGUUUUUGGUCAGAGCAUCUUGUUGUUGAGGAAUGCUUGGCCUAAAGUCUCACAACUUCUAAGGGUGUUCAAAGAGCAAGGUUUGAUAUUGGCCGUGCUCUUGGGACUUUCGGCUUUCUUUUCAAUGGCAGAGACUUCAAUUACCACGCUUUGGCCUUGGAAGGUACGUGAAUUGGCUGAGAAAGAGCCUGAAAAUGGUGUCUUCAAAAUGCUCCGCAGUGAUGUAACACGAUUUCUAACAACUAUACUUAUUGGCACAACAGUGGUCAAUAUUGGAGCAACCGCAUUGGUCACAGAUGCAGCGACAGCAAUAUUUGGUGAAGCCGGUGUUAGUGCAGCAACUGGAGUGAUGACAGUUGCUAUUCUGCUUCUUACUGAAAUCACUCCAAAAAGUAUAGCAGUUCAUAAUGCCACGGAGGUUGCUCGGUUUGUGGUCAGGCCAGUAGCAUGGCUCUCAUUGGUGUUAUAUCCUGUGGGAAGAGUUGUUACCUACUUGUCAAUGGGGAUGCUAAAACUGCUUGGUCUGAAAGGGAGAAGUGAGCCUUAUGUCACUGAGGAGGAGCUAAAGUUGAUGUUGCGAGGAGCAAUAUUAAGUGGGGCUAUAGAGGAGGAAGAACAGGAUAUGAUUGAAAAUGUGUUGGAGAUAAAGGACACGUAUGUGAGAGAGGUCAUGACUCCUCUUGUUGAUGUAGUUGCUAUUGAUGCUAGUUCAACCCUUAUAGAUUUCCACAACUUGUGGGUGACUCAUCAAUAUUCGAGGGUGCCUGUCUUUGAGCAGCGGGUCGACAAUAUAGUGGGAAUUGCUUAUGCAAUGGAUCUGUUGGACUAUGUCCAGAAGGGUGAGCUGUUAGAAAGUUCCACUGUGGGAGAUAUGGCUCAUAAACCUGCUUACUUUGUUCCUGAUUCAAUGUCAGUGUGGAACCUUCUCAGGGAGUUUAGGAUAAGAAAGGUUCACAUGGCUGUGGUGCUCAAUGAAUACGGUGGCACUGUAGGAAUUGUAACACUGGAAGAUGUGGUUGAGGAAAUUGUCGGUGAAAUUUUUGAUGAAAAUGAUUCCAAGGAAGAGAUCCAGAAGAAGACUGGGUACAUCGUAAUGCGAGCACAGGGAGUAUAUGAUGUUGAUGCCAACACAUCCAUUGAUCAACUCUCCGAAGACUUGAAUAUAAAAAUGCCAGAGGGUCAUCAGUAUGAGACUGUAUCUGGCUUUAUAUGCGAAGCAUUCGGGUAUAUACCAAGGACAGGCGAGAGCGUCAAAGUGGUUCUUGAGAAGGAAAACAUGGAAGAAGUGGAUGAGUACAAUGAAGACGGCGAAUCUGAGCGCAAGGACCAAAAGGACAAGGAAACACAUCAAGUUUUCAAACUCGAGAUUCUAGCGGGAAAUGCCAGAAAGGUCAGUGCGGUUAGGUUUGAGAGGAUUGAUGGUGAGGAUGACGCUUCCAAAAUGAAAGAAGUUACCCGAGUGGUUCCUAAAAUCAUAAAGAGGAAAUGUAGCAGCGACGAUGACGAGUACUUAUUCCCGAGAAGACCAGAGAGUGAUCUAUCUGACGACUAUCCAAGCGACCAAAACGAAGACAUUCACAUAGGUGGUGGUGGUGAGCAAUAGUUAGAGGUUCGAAUUGCUGAGGUUUUCCUUGCAUCCCUAUCAAUUCUUUCUUAUAAUUUUGGCAGAAGAAAAGGUUUAUUAUUGUUAGGAAAAGGUGAAGAUGGGAAUUAUUGGUGGAUUUUAUUUCUUUGUAAAGUUAAUUUUUUUCUGAAGAUGAUGGAAUCAGACAGAGACAGGGGACAUCCUUUCUGCAUGUGAGUUGGUAUGUUCCAUGUUUCCUUUUUUGUUCCAUUUUGUGUUUGAGGAAAAAAAAAA
This is a messenger RNA of Punica granatum (pomegranate), 2709 nucleotides long. The record is from RefSeq and is a predicted model, not a curated record. Lineage: Eukaryota; Viridiplantae; Streptophyta; Magnoliopsida; Myrtales; Lythraceae.